AUGUCCGCGACCGUCCCAGCCGUUGCAAAGGUCACGACGACUAUCGUUGCGGCUGCUCAUGCGACGAUCACGGCGACUAUGCCUGCUGUGCCGAAGGCUACGGCGGCGGCGGCGUCGGUGUUCGACAAGGGCUUCGGUAGUCCCGUCAAGUUCGACUCGUCAAACCCGCUCGUCCUCUUCAUCGUCCAGGCUUUCAUCAUCGUCGCCCUCUCGCGCCUCCUCCACUUCUUCCUCCGCUACCUCCGACAGCCCAAGGUCAUCGCCGAGGUCAUUGCAGGCAUCUUGAUCGGUCCAUCGGCCAUGGGUCGAAUCCCCGGAUUCACGAGCACGAUCUUCCCGGCGCAGAGCGUGCCGUUCAUCAACCUCGUCGCCAACCUCGGUCUCGUCCUCUUCCUCUUCCUCGUCGGCAUCGAAGUGGACUUCUCCCUCUUCCGCCGAAACGCCAAACUCUCCUCCUCAAUCUCGCUCGUCGGUCUCGUCGUGCCCUUCGCCCUCGGCGCAGCAAUCUCGAAGGGGAUCUACGAGCGCUUCAUCGAUGACUCGAAGGUUCACUUUGGGACUUUUCUGCUGUUUGUCGCGACAGCUAUGGCGAUCACGGCGUUUCCGGUUCUUGCGCGUAUCUUGACGGACGAGCACCUUCUCCAGAACUAUGUCGGCGUCGUCGUCUUAUCGGCGGGAGUUGGCAACGACGUCGUCGGCUGGGUGCUCCUCGCGCUCGCCAUCGCACUCACCAACGCCUCGACCGGCCUAAUCGUCCUCUACGUCCUCCUCACCGCCAUCGGAUGGAUCCUCCUCCUCUGGUUCGUCGCGCGCCCGAUCCUCAAAUACCUCGGUCGCAAGACGAGGUCGUUUGGCGAACAUGGGCCGAGUCAGAGCAUGACUGCUUUCACGCUGUUCUUGGUGUUGACGAGCGCGUGGAUUACCGAUCGGAUUGGGAUCCAUGCCAUCUUCGGAGCGUUCCUCGUCGGACUUGUCGUGCCCAAGGAGAUUCGCGGCCCGCUUACGGAGAAGAUCGAGGACCUCGUCACUGUCCUGUUCUUGCCGCUCUACUUUGCCUUGUCCGGCUUGAAGACCGACCUCGGCCUCCUCAAAGACGGCAGCAUUUGGGGCUGGACCUUCGCCGUCAUCAUCGUUGCGUUCCUGUCAAAGUUCUUGUCGUGCGGAUUGGUGGCAAAGGGCUUUGGACUGGAUUGGAGGGAAAGUGGAGCGGUGGGGAGCUUGAUGGCCUGCAAGGGACUUGUCGAGCUGAUCGUCCUCAACGUCGGCCUCAACGCUGGUAUCCUCAACCCGCCAGUCUUUGCGAUGUUUGUCGUCAUGGCUCUCGUCACCACCUUCGCCACCACGCCUCUCACGCUCGCUUUCUACCCCGUCUGGUACCGCAUCAAGUCGGCCCGCGAGCGACGCGGCCUCCCUUCUACGCCGACCGACGAGGCCUCGGCCUCGACGUUUGGCGACGAGAAACCCCGCUCGAGGUUUGCGGUUGUUGUCGAGCAGUUUGAGCAUUUGCCGGCUGUUAUGGCGUUCCUCCGACUGGUGCAGGCGCCGGCGCCGAUCGAAGCGGGCACGAAGCUCGCGCUCACGUCGACAGCGAAGGACGAGAAGACCGAAUCGGACACCGCGACAGUCUCGAACAGCACCCUCUCAAACCUCCUCCAGAUCGCCUUCCUCCGCCUCGUCGAGCUCACCGACCGCACCUCGGCCCUCCUCCGCGCCGCCGAAAGCGAGUCGAACCUCCUCCGCUCCGACGCGCUCUCGACUGUCGUCCGAGCGUUCGCGAACGGUCUCGGCGUCAAGACUCGGUCGAUGGCGCUCGCGAUCGUCGCGCAGGAGGGUUACUCGCGCCAGGUCGCCGAGUUUGCGGAGGAGAGCGAGAGUGAGGUGAUUGUCCUGCCUUGGGCGUUGCCAGUCGCUUCGUCCUCGCCUGCCGCCGCCCCAGCCGGCUCGACCCAACCUCAAGCUUCGACUUCGACGCAAGCAGGUGUCGCCGAGUCAUGGAUCCCGAACCCGCUCGAAGCCUACUUUAACGGCACCGGCUCGUCUCUCGCCUCGACCAUGACCAUCCAAGGCGCGGUAGGAUACGCCUCUUACCUCCGCGAAGUCUACGCCGAAGCGACGUGCGACGUCGCCGUCUUCAUCGACCGCUCCGACCCUGCUGCGUCGUCUGACGUCCCGACGAGCGCUGGGAAGGCGCAUCUGUUCCUGGCGUUCCACGGUGGCUCAGACGACCGCCUCGCGCUCGGCUUGCUCGUCCAGCUCAUCUCCGCCAACCCAGGUCACUCCGCCACUGUCAUCCGUAUCGAGCGCGCAGCUGAGCCGACGUAUCACGAUCGCGAGGUGCUUGGCGUCUCGUCGGAUGAGGACGGCCUGGCGAGCAAGAUUGCGACGAGGGACGACGGAGUGAGCCAGUCGGACCAGCCACUCUUUACGAUACAUGGCGGCGCGAAUACAGGGGACACGGUCUACCCGACGCUUGCGACGGGCGCAGCUCGAGGCGUGCAGAGCGAGACGGAAGACGACGUCCUCCUCGCGCGCUUCUUCGGCUCGAACACGGACGACAGCUCGACUCGCCUUGACGCCUCAGUCCGCGACCGCAUCGACUACUCGACAGUCUCGUCUUCCCAGCCUCUUCACUUCGCGCUCGCCCGCCUCGCCUCCGUCCGCGCAACUCUGCACUCGUCCACCCUCUCCUCCGGCUCGCGCAUCCCGCUCGUCGUCUUCGCUGGUCGGGGACGCCGCGACGCUCCUUCGCACAAGUCGGAGCUCACUACGCUCCUCAAGGAACGCGCAGGGUCGGUCUACCGCUCGGUUGUCGCCGCUUCGGAAGUCCGCCGUGCGCUGGGAGACACUGCGACGGCGCUCGUCUUAUCGAGCGAGGAGGGUCCGCUCCCAGCCGAGGAGAGGAUCGUUGUCGUUCAGCGGAGCGGCAAGAGGGGACGCGUGCCGGGGACCGUCGCGUACGGAGCGGGCGAGAUGGCCAAGGGUAAGGACGCCUGA
Molecule: messenger RNA, 2994 nt
Organism: Rhodotorula toruloides NP11
Lineage: Eukaryota; Fungi; Basidiomycota; Microbotryomycetes; Sporidiobolales; Sporidiobolaceae
Product: potassium:hydrogen antiporter
Exons: 13
Coding region: 1-2994 (997 amino acids)
Biological process (GO): proton transmembrane transport
Cellular component (GO): membrane
Molecular function (GO): antiporter activity
Source: RefSeq, a predicted model, not a curated record